UGUCGUCACUCGUCAGUGAAGCUUGCCAGUGGUGCAGUGCGGACCACUAUUCCCGCGCUCUGUACAUUAUGUGCUGAAACAUCGUUACUGAAGCCACCAUCUGCCCUAUUUUGGCAUGAUAAGUCCAGCUGUGUGUAACUAAUCGUUCGGAUGCCUGUUAAAGGAUGGUAGUGAAUUUGGAAUGGAUAAAACUUGAGUGAAAGUUAAGUCGUCUGCUAGUGAGUGAGUGGUGGAGGGAGAGGGAUGCUGCUGCUCCAAAGCAACCACCAGGACCAUCAUCACCACCACUACUUCGCCUGUGCUCCCGAUAAGGCUGGUUUCUAAUGGGUCCGGUGGAAACCCAUGGAGUUGCUGAGGGUAGCGGAGGCAGACCUCCGACAGUUAGCGUAUGCCGGCCGAGGUUGAAACGGCUGCUGCUUCUGGUUGUAGCAGUGCUGGUGUUUGGCCAACUUUCCCUCAAUGUGCUAUUUUAUCGUAAUUCAGAGUCCCUUUUUUACGUCAACACUACAGCCACCACCUCUGCUGCUGGGCCACUUCUCUUAGAUUCUCAGCUGUGGUGGACGAGUUCUCGAUUGCCAUGGCUCCAGCCCCUCCCAGUGUCCCAGCCGAAUCACACUUCCUCACUGACCCACGUUGAUCCAGGCAAAUCUAGAAGGAUGGUGGAGGCAGAGGAUAGGGAGAAAGGAGAAACUGAAGAAAAUCCCCCACAAAAUAUUAUAAAGGGAAUGGAGAAAAUGGGAGGUUCGACCACUAAUCCACACACUGCCAAACCCCCAGCAGGCUCUGGUGAUCAUUCCAUCCGUGGCAUGGAUUCCACAAAUGCUGGAGUGAAUGUCACUUUAGAAAGCGCAGCAGUGUCACAAGAAGACGACAUCAAGGUUGAGGUGGACAAAAAGAGUGAACUUACCACACAUACUUCAAUCAGCCUUGAAAAAACAAUCUGCCCUCCUGUUCCUCCUAAAUUGGUGGGUGUUGUCAAGGUGAACAAAAGUGCUCCUAUCCUAGAGGAACAGGAACGUGCUCACCCUGAGCUUGCACCAGGGGGCCAUUACCAGCCUGGAGACUGUACUGCACGCCACAAGGUUGCCAUUAUCAUACCCUACCGAGACCGUGUCAAUCACCUGGCUGUUCUUCUUCAUCACCUGCAUCCUAUUCUGCAGCGCCAGCAGGUCGACUAUACCAUCUUUGUGGUGGAGCAGGCAGGUACAGGCAAGUUCAAUCGAGCAAUGUUGAUGAAUGUUGGUGCUCUGGAAGCCCUCAAGCACUACCCGUUCAACUGCUUCAUCUUUCAUGAUGUUGAUCUUCUAUUGGAGGAUGAUCGCAACCUGUACACAUGUCCAGAGCAGCCCAGACACAUGUCCAUUGCUAUUGACACCAUGAAGUACAGACUACCAUACAAUGAUAUCUUCGGAGGUGUGAGUGCCAUGACAGUGGACCAAUUUCGAACUGUCAAUGGGUUCAGUAACAAGUUUUGGGGUUGGGGAGGUGAGGAUGAUGACAUGUCCAACCGCAUCAAGCAUCAUGGGUUCUUCGUCUCUCGCUACCCUGCCAAUGUGGGACGCUACACUAUGCUCACCCACAAAAAGGACAACCCCAAUCCUCGACGGUACCAGUACCUCCAUGAAGGGAAGAAGAGGUACAAGUCUGAUGGUCUCAAUAGUGUCAAAUAUCAUACACUGGACACACAGCUGCGGCGUCUUUAUACCUGGGUGUAUGUGGACCUCUUCCCUUCGUGAUGCCAUGCCUUCAAGUGCCUUUUGAGAAGUUAUAACUUUGAGUGUGAAGAGGGAAAGUUAUGCUAUUGUGUGCAAUGUAGAACAUUAAUGGUGUGUCUUUCUUACAAUUAUGGAAUGUGAGAUGAUGAUGUAUGUGUUACAGCAUUAAUGUACAUGUUAAUAUUAUUAUUUAUUAUUAGUAUUACUGCCACUGUCUUUUCAUAUUGAUCUUUAGAUUGAAUCUAUAAGCAUAUGCUUGGAAAAACUCCCCAGGUAUAAAUAAUGUCAUUUUUUUUAUAUUAGCACAAUAACUGUACUCAGAUCAUCUUUGGCCAAUUCCAGAAAUAUUAAUUUUUAAAAGGGUAAAUGACAUCACUGUACAAAGGGGCACAAUUAUAUUAAAAUGACUUUGGCUUAUUCAUUCUCAUCAUCCUCAUUCGCUUAUUUUCAUCAUGCUUUAAUCUUGUGAUAUUAGUUUACUCAAAACUAGAAUACAUUCCACAUGGAACUGAAACUGAAGCACAAAUUCUCAUGAUGGAUUUAUCUUCACUGUGGAGGGAAUCAAGUAAGUAUUAGGUCUCAUUUAUACAUGUUGACUUACCUGGUUAGUUCAUCCAAGCUUAUUCACAUUUGUUAGUGCAAUGAUGUGAAAGUCCAAGUCUUGAGGUGUAAGCACUGAUCCUUUAUAAAAAUGUUACAGAAAACAUGGAUUCCUUAUGUAGCUUUUAUAUUAACAAAAAAAUAAAUGAAUAGGUACUAGUAGAGUAGGUAAUUUUGACUUCAUUGUGUAUGCAUUACAUAUCAAAUAUAGUAAUCUCUCACUAUAUAUGGACAUGAUAUUACAGACUAUAGGUGGCGUGCACGAGAGUAACUGUUCACCAUUGCCACGGGGUUACUAUCGGGUUGGAGGUAACUGGAAGUCUGUAAAAUGACUUGUCAGGGAACUUGUUCACCCUUUUGUUGCACCCCAGCACUGCACAAGUGGUGGCAUUUCAGCAGAUAGUCUGUCUUGCAGCACCAAUGCAGAACAGAUCUAAAGAAGAAGAAGAAGCUCAGUUUGUUUUGCCUCAAACUAAGCCCUGAGCUUGAACUUGGUGAGUUGUGCACGCCAUCUAUAUUUGUUAAAGACCAUGUUGGCAUGACAGAUGACUAAAGGUAAUAUAUUUUGUAAUGGUCCACCAAAUGUAUGUUUAAAUUGAAAAAGUGAUAAAAUUCUUUGUUAAAAAGUGAUUUUCAGGAAGUAAAACUGAUCAUGUUAUA
Eriocheir sinensis (Chinese mitten crab) is the source of this 2975-nucleotide messenger RNA. RefSeq names its product beta-1,4-N-acetylgalactosaminyltransferase bre-4-like. The transcript is spliced from 7 exons. The record is from RefSeq and is a predicted model, not a curated record. Bases 324 to 1736 code for a protein of 470 amino acids. Lineage: Eukaryota; Metazoa; Arthropoda; Malacostraca; Decapoda; Varunidae. Gene Ontology annotation, molecular function: N-acetyl-beta-glucosaminyl-derivative 4-beta-N-acetylgalactosaminyltransferase activity. Gene Ontology annotation, biological process: carbohydrate metabolic process; glycosphingolipid biosynthetic process.